Aspergillus wentii DTO 134E9 is the source of this 1735-nucleotide messenger RNA. Its product is annotated as gamma-tubulin mipA. Bases 20 to 1387 code for a protein of 455 amino acids. Gene Ontology annotation, cellular component: cytoplasm; centrosome; microtubule. Gene Ontology annotation, molecular function: GTP binding; structural constituent of cytoskeleton. The transcript is spliced from 8 exons. Lineage: Eukaryota; Fungi; Ascomycota; Eurotiomycetes; Eurotiales; Aspergillaceae. The record is from RefSeq and is a predicted model, not a curated record. Gene Ontology annotation, biological process: mitotic spindle organization; microtubule nucleation; mitotic cell cycle.
UUUCAGUGGUCAAGAGAAGAUGCCCAGAGAAAUAAUAACCCUUCAAGCCGGCCAGUGCGGCAACAACGUCGGAAGUCAAUUCUGGCAACAGCUGUGCCUGGAGCAUGGAAUCAGCCAGGAUGGUAACCUUGAGGAAUUCGCAACCGAGGGAGGGGAUCGCAAAGAUGUCUUCUUCUACCAGAGUGACGAUACCCGGUAUAUUCCCCGAGCAAUCUUGAUGGACUUGGAACCUAGGGUCCUCCAAAGUAUUCAGACUGGUCCCUACCGAAACAUUUAUAACCCCGAAAACUUCUUUAUCGGACAACAGGGUAUUGGAGCAGGAAACAACUGGGGUGCUGGAUAUGCGGCUGGUGAGGUUGUGCAAGAGGAGCUAUUCGAUAUGAUUGAUCGAGAAGCGGAUGGAAGUGAUUCGUUGGAGGGAUUUAUGCUGCUGCACUCCAUUGCAGGAGGAACUGGUUCAGGUCUCGGAAGUUUCAUUCUGGAAAGAAUGAAUGAUCGGUUUCCAAAAAAGCUGAUCCAGACAUACUCGGUCUUCCCAGACACACAGUCCCCGGAUGUCGUAGUCAACCCGUACAACAGUCUGCUUACCAUGCGACGGCUAGUACAGAAUGCGGACUCUGUGGUUGUUUUGGAUAACGGUGCCCUUUCGAGGAUCGUUGCCGACCGACUUCAUGUACACGAACCUUCGUUCCAGCAAACCAAUCAGCUGGUUUCGACGGUGAUGUCGGCCUCGACCACCCCUCUUCGCUACCCCGGCUACAUGCACAAUGAUCUCGUUGGAAUCAUUGCAUCCCUUAUCCCUACCCCCCGCAGCCAUUUCCUGAUCACAUCCUAUACCCCAUUUACGGGCGACAACAUUGAGCAGGCCAAAACCGUGCGUAAGACCACCGUUCUGGAUGUCAUGCGUCGUCUUUUGCAGCCAAAGAACCGCAUGGUUUCGAUCAAUCCCAGCAAAUCCAGCUGCUACAUCAGUAUUCUCAACAUCAUCCAGGGUGAAGCCGACCCGACGGACGUGCACAAGUCGUUGCUGCGUAUUCGCGAGCGGCGCCUGGCACCAUUCAUCCCCUGGGGACCGGCCAGCAUCCAGGUGGCGCUAACGAAGAAAUCGCCGUACAUACAGAACACACACCGUGUCAGCGGGUUGAUGCUGGCAAACCACACAUCAGUGGCCACAUUGUUUAAGCGAGUGGUGCAGCAGUACGACCGACUGCGGAAGCGCAAUGCUUUCCUGGAGCAGUACAAGAAGGAAAGCCCGUUUAGCGAUGGACUCCACGAGUUCGACGAGGCCAGAGCCGUGGUGACGGACCUGAUUGGCGAGUAUGAAGCAGCUGAACGGGAGGACUAUUUGGACCCAGACGCUGGGAAAGAAAAGGAGCUAGGUGUAUAGAUUACCAUGGAUGGAUAAUGUUUUCUUUAAGCUAUGCCCGGUCUUUUGCUGUUUGCGAUUGUUUCUGUUUGCUAUUUGCUGUUUGAUGAUUUCAACGGAUGAAAAUCAGGUGCAUUCCGACUGGUACAGGCGUUCUUUAAUUUUAAUAUUAUUAUUAUUCUGACUCUUUGUUUUGAAGAUAAUCCUGGCUUGACACCUUGUACAAGUGUCUAAAAGAGGGGGGAAGGCCAAAAUGAGGCGAGAGAUGACACGUAGAUAACUCCUGUUUCAAUUUGAGACCCCCAUUCAGAAGACCCCAUUAGUUGGAAUAAACCAUCCAUCCUAGCAGAUCGCUGGAGAGGGGAGGGG